Molecule: messenger RNA, 342 nt
Organism: Daldinia childiae
Lineage: Eukaryota; Fungi; Ascomycota; Sordariomycetes; Xylariales; Hypoxylaceae
Product: 37S ribosomal protein MRP17, mitochondrial
Exons: 3
Coding region: 1-342 (113 amino acids)
Biological process (GO): translation
Cellular component (GO): ribosome; mitochondrial small ribosomal subunit
Molecular function (GO): small ribosomal subunit rRNA binding; structural constituent of ribosome
Source: RefSeq, a predicted model, not a curated record
AUGCUGUACGAGCUAAUUGGAAUCGUCCGACCCGGCAACCUCGCCGAGGUAAAAGAAAUCGUCCUAACAGCCGGCCAACUGAUCCUGCAGCAAAAAGGCGUAAUCCGCGGAAUAUCCAACUGGGGGGUCUUUUUACUCCCCAAGGCCACCAGCGUGCACCAGAUGCGGCACCACUCGGGCCACUACUUCGCCAUGCGCUUCGACGCCAGCGUCGGCACCCAGCAGGCCGUGCGCAACAUGUUGGCCCUCGACCCCCGCAUGAUCCGCCACGCCUCCGUAAAGCUCGGCGACGGGAAACUAACUACCAUGAGCCGGUUCGGCGGGCCCGAGUGGUCGGCCUAG